AGUCAAGACUACCCGGUUGCGAUCGGACCUACUCUCACCGCAAAAAGUGCGUAGGGCGGAAGAGCGCUGCUCAAGCCGCCUCCUCCUAAUCCUUUCCGGCGGCCGAUAAGGUGCCGGAAUUCCGGCGAGACGCCACGUCUGGGGUGAGUUUAUGCGUGUUCUUUUCCUCUGGGUGGGUGUGUGAAGUUUGGCAGCGGCGGUGGUGCUUUAGUUAUGGCGCCGCGGCGGAAGAAGUGGACGGAGGAGGAGGAGCGCUCCCUCCUCGAAAAGUACGCCGAGAUGGCCGCGGAUGGCUCUCUUUCCCGCCUUCGCACCAGGGAGCGCCGCUUCCGCCCCAUCGCUGCCCAUGUCAACGCUGCUCACCACGCCGUCGACCCCUCUGCCUACCCCUUCCUGUGGUCAUGGAAGGACGCCGCCACCAAGGUCCACAACAUGCGACAUCAAUACUUGCUUGUCAAACGCAAGCUGCUCCCCCUCGAUCCGCCGCCCUCCUCCGACUCGCCCUCCGCUGCUGUCGACUGGGCAGGACAACAAGGGGUCUCCCACUGGCCAAAUUUCCUCAUCUACCGAUCCGUUUUCGGCGACGCGCCCUUGCCAUCGGCUGACCCCGAUCCGGCAUCCGGAGGGGCCUUCGACAACGACGCCGAACUCGGGUUAGGGCUAAGAUUUGACUCCGGACCUGAAGGCGGAGAGGAAGGAGCCGAUCAGGAGGUCGAGGACGAUGAAGCUUUUGAUUUCAAUGAAGUGGUACCCAUUGCAGCGGAGCCGCCCCCGCCUUUGCCUCCUGUUACAGAUUUGAGUAGAAUGAAGGUGAGGAAGGCAAAAAGUGCCAAGAUGCGGCUACGGGAGUGGGAGCUGAGAAUGGAGGAAAAGGAAGCUGAGCGGGAGAGUGCGAGGAAGGAAAGAGAUAAAACGGUGUUGGAGGCAGAAGAGGAGAGGGAGCAGAGGAGGAGACAGGCACAGGUGCAGUGGAGGGAGGAGGAGCUGGAGUGGGAGGAGCGGAUGGAUGGAAGGAGGGAAGAGUGGAUGAAGCGGAUGGAGGGGAUGCUCAAGGAGCACAGGGCCGAGAUGGAGGGGAUCCAAGCAAGGAUCCUCCACGAGCAACAGAGUGUGAUAGGGCAGCUCCUCGGAGUGCUCUCGCAAUGGGCACCGAGUCCUGUGUUCGGGGGCCUCUCAGAUGGGGGUGGCAGUAGCACAGCAAUGGGAAAUCACCACCACCAUCAUCAGGCACACAACCAGCCCGUACCCUAUCUCUCUCAGAUGAUGCAGGGGCUGCAUCAUGUUAACGGAAUUGGUCCAGGAGAACAUCGGGUUGAUGGUGAUGGACCAGAUGAUAACUUCAUGGUUGAUGAUUGACUUCUUUGAUUACUCCAACAGAGGAUUCUGAUAUCAAACAUGCUCUCCAGAACCAGUCCUAAAAUUUGGUGGCAGAAAUUGGAAAUUUUGUAUAUGGCUUUGGAGGUACUUUUUGUGGAUGCUUUGUCUAUUAGGUCUCGCCCAUGGUCAUUCUUUCAUUUCUAAGCUGUAAGGCAUAUUCUUACUACUACAAAAGUCGAAGAUGAAGAUUGGCGAUGAACAUCUAUUUUUCAGAUGUUGGUUCGUUGUGGGAAUCAAACACAUAAGCUUAUCAUUGAUGGAGGAAGCUGUAUAAAUGUUAUCUCAACAUCUAUGAUAGAGAGUCUGAAGCUUCCUACACGGCCACAUCCCGAACCAUACAAAGUCGGAUGGAUAGAUAACACAACUAUUCCGCUUUACCCAGUUGUAGAUCACAGUCAUCAUGCUUCUGUCACGAAGGUCUAUGCUACAGUAAGGAAGUCACUAACAUUAUGAAGUCACUUAGUUGAACUAUAAAGAAAGGGAACUUAAGGUUAUGAAGUAAGGUCAGCUGGUUGAGCGACAAAAGCUUGGGUAAGCAUUCAAAGCAAAAGCUAAUAGCAUGCUACUAAUAGCCUGAUGCAUCUUUCCUUCCUCUCAGCCGGCUGAACAAUUUCACAUCAUGUGAUAUUUCAAAUAUAUCAGGCACAAUUGAUUGGGUUCUCUGUAUGUUUCUGGUCUACUUAUGCCACUUUGAUGAUCCUCUGAAAUAUGAAUUAGGGACAAGCAUCUCUUCAUGCUGGCACUAAAUUUGGUACUGAAAAUUUAUUCCUUCCAGUUUGCUCAUUACUUUUACCUUUUUGAGUGACAUUUCUUUCUCAUUUUAUAUCAACUAGGUUUCAUCCGCAAUUGGCAUGCAAUUAUAUAUACUUGAACAUUUCUUUCUCUGUUCUUGCCUUUUGAUGUGAUGGUUCUUUAUCCUGGCAUGAAACUUGCCAUUUGUUAUUAAGUUUUUAAUUGUGACUCGGGUGAAGUUGUAUUUUGGACAUCGUCUUUCAUUAUUCCCGUUCCAUUGUCCAAAAAAAAAAAAAAAAAAAAUUCUUCUUGUUGCAUCAAACAACUAGCAAUGGCAGAUACAGUUUGUAUGAAGGGAUCGAAAUGAACUGACAUCUGUUUUCAUUGGAUUUUUUGUUUUUUACCAUAUUCAGGAAUGUGGAGACAUUUGUUUUAUUCUGCAAGUGUAAGAAAGCAACUGAAGCGUUUGUUGAAUCUUUGAUACUAUCAUACAUUUGUAGCUCCUAAAAUCAAUGCUUUUUUU
This is a messenger RNA of Zingiber officinale, 2632 nucleotides long. RefSeq lists its product as uncharacterized. Lineage: Eukaryota; Viridiplantae; Streptophyta; Magnoliopsida; Zingiberales; Zingiberaceae. Bases 214 to 1356 code for a protein of 380 amino acids. The record is from RefSeq and is a predicted model, not a curated record. The transcript has 3 exons.